UGUCAUGUCUCAAUGCCGAAUGUUGUUGGGCCAGGUGGUGGUGUGUGUGUCAGCGGGCUACCGACACAGUGCAGCGGUCAGUGAGGAUGGAGAGCUCUACACGUGGGGUGAAGGAGACUUCGGGAGAUUAGGUCACGGAGACAGCAACAGCAGAAACAUUCCUACUCUGGUCAAAGACAUCAGCAACGUAGGAGAGGUGUCUUGUGGGAGUUCUCACACCAUAGCUUUGUCAAAAGAUGGCCGCACCGUGUGGUCCUUCGGAGGGGGAGACAAUGGGAAACUGGGGCAUGGAGAUACAAACCGUGUCUAUAAACCCAAAGUAGUGGAGGCCUUGCAGGGGAUGUUCAUAAGGAAAGUGUGUGCUGGAAGCCAGUCCUCCCUGGCCCUCACCUCCACUGGACAG
Molecule: messenger RNA, 403 nt
Organism: Oncorhynchus keta (chum salmon)
Lineage: Eukaryota; Metazoa; Chordata; Actinopteri; Salmoniformes; Salmonidae
Product: probable E3 ubiquitin-protein ligase HERC1
Exons: 3
Source: RefSeq, a predicted model, not a curated record